AGGCCGCCGUGCAUAGAUGCCAGGGAGCUGUGAAGAUGGAGGUUGACGGCUACCCGAUGUACCCUGCUGUCGUGAACGACGAGAAGCUGCAUCGCCACGUGGAGGACGUCGGCAGGCGCCUGCUCGGCCCGGACAGGGUGAGGCCGGGUGAGAGGAUCAUGGCGGGCGAAGACUUCGCGUUCUACCAGCAGCUGGCUCCCGGGGUGCUGUUCGGCAUCGGCAUCUGGAGCGAGGAAGCUGGCUCCGUCCACCCACUUCACAACCCGCAUUUCUUCGUGGACGAGGAUGUCGUGCCCGUCGGGGCUGCGUUGCAUACUGCGCUUGCAGAACAGUACCUCGCCGAGGGCUCCGCUGUCAACCAAGGAGACCUGCAUCCGCGUGGCUGAUCCUGAGUUGAGUAAAUUGAACCGUCGAACAUGUUAUUCAGAAAACUGAAACAGAGUUGAGUUGGGGUUCAGUUCAGGGUUCAUCGCCCGACCCCGUGCCAUUGAAUUUGAUCUUCCUGCGAUUCUUUUGUACUCGUGCCAUUAUGUUCCUAGUGAUUUCUUCACAAUCCAA
This is a messenger RNA of Panicum virgatum (switchgrass), 558 nucleotides long. Its product is annotated as IAA-amino acid hydrolase ILR1-like 5. Bases 36 to 386 code for a protein of 116 amino acids. The record is from RefSeq and is a predicted model, not a curated record. Gene Ontology annotation, biological process: auxin metabolic process. The transcript has a single exon. Gene Ontology annotation, molecular function: IAA-Ala conjugate hydrolase activity. Lineage: Eukaryota; Viridiplantae; Streptophyta; Magnoliopsida; Poales; Poaceae. Gene Ontology annotation, cellular component: endoplasmic reticulum.